This is a messenger RNA of Camellia sinensis, 2162 nucleotides long. RefSeq names its product cytokinin oxidase/dehydrogenase 1 (gene CKX1). Gene Ontology annotation, molecular function: FAD binding; cytokinin dehydrogenase activity. NCBI's taxonomy places the organism in Eukaryota, Viridiplantae, Streptophyta, Magnoliopsida, Ericales, Theaceae. Gene Ontology annotation, biological process: cytokinin metabolic process. The record is from RefSeq and is a predicted model, not a curated record.
AAUUUAUCUUGAAUAAAAACUAAGGCAAAAUUGUAGCACAUCCUAGUACAUUGAUACAUCUGCUAAAAUUAGCAAAAAUAAAAGGCCACAAGGAGGAUUGAGAACAAAUAGUAAUGUGAUUGUAACUGUGUGGAAAAAAAGUACCAAGGUAAGUGGAAUCUUUCUAUAUUUUAUGACUUCCUUUGGAGCACAAAAGGGAGAAAGAAUUAUUCCCAAAUAUAUUCAAACAAUAAACAGUCUUCAUACUAGUUUCACCACUGGUAUAUGUUUGACUGUGCUGAAUGGAUCACAACCUUCCCUUUAAAUUCUCCUUCCAUCCUUCAUUUCCUGGGCCAUUCUAAAAACUCCUCUCCUCUUACCUCUAUUCAAAUAGGAACUCUCUCUCUCUCUCUCUCUCUCUCAACAUAUUAUCUAGCAGCAAAAUGGUGUUACCAACUUAUGGUACACUCGGGAAAAACACCUAUACUGUCCUCAAGUUUCUCAUAGUCAUGUUCUUGAGCAACAUUAUAAACAGAAACAACCUUUGUUGUAACCAGCCUUUUGUCUCCUCAACAGUUUCUCCUCAUUCAGGUUCCUCAGCUAUCCCUUCUUCACUGAAAACACUAAGAUAUGACGGGUAUCUAAGCUCCGAGAACAUUGACCAAGCAGCCAAUGACUUUGGCAAUAUAUACCAUAACCUACCAUCAGCGGUUCUACAUCCUAAAUCGGUUUCUGAUAUUUCCUCUACCAUAAAGCAUAUUUUCGAAAUGGGCACCACGUCAGAGCUGACAGUCGCCGCUAGAGGCCAUGGUCAUUCCCUUGAAGGUCAAGCACAAGCCUAUCAAGGUGUGGUUAUCAACAUGGAAUCACUACGACAGCAAGAAGAAAUGCAUUUCCACACUGGGGAGUUCCCUUAUGUGGAUGUUUCAGCUGGGGAGUUAUGGAUAAAUAUCCUACAUGAGAGUCUCAAACAUGGGAUUGCACCAAAAUCUUGGACGGAUUAUCUUUAUCUCACUGUUGGGGGAACUUUAUCUAAUGCUGGAAUCAGUGGACAGGCAUUCCGGCAUGGACCCCAGAUAGAUAAUGUUCAUCAGCUCGAGGUUGUCACAGGAAGGGGAGAGGUGAUUAUCUGUUCAGAGAAAGAGAACACUGACCUCUUUUAUGGUGUUCUUGGAGGACUAGGACAGUUCGGUAUCAUCACCCGGGCAAGAAUUGCUCUUGAACCAGCACCCAGGAUGGUAAAAUGGAUUAGAGUGCUUUAUUCGGAUUUUUCCGUUUUCACAAAGGACCAAGAGCAUCUAAUAUCAUCAGAGGAUUCUUUUGAUUACAUAGAAGGAUUCGUCAUAAUAAACAGAACAGGUCUCCUUAAUAACUGGAGAUCCUCCUUCAAUCCCAAAGACCCUAUUCAAGCAAGUCAGUUCAACUCAGAUGGGAAAACUCUCUUCUGCCUAGAAAUAGCCAAAUACUUCAAUCCAGAUGAAACUAAUACAGUGAACCAGAAAAUCGAUAGAUUGCUAUCAGAAUUGAGUUAUAUUCAGUCCACACUCUUCCUUUCAGAAGUCUCUUACGUAGAAUUCCUGGAUAGAGUGCACAUAUCAGAGUUGAAACUACGGGCAACAGGAUUGUGGGAUAUCCCCCAUCCAUGGCUAAAUCUUCUCAUUCCAAAAAGCAGAAUUCACUACUUCGCUGAAGAAGUAUUUGGGAACAUUCUUAAAGAGACCAGCAAUGGUCCUAUACUCAUUUAUCCAGCCAACAAAUCCAAGUGGAACAACAAAACAUCUAUGGUUACCCCAGAGGAAGAUGUUUUCUACCUAGUGGCUUUCCUAACCUCCGCAAUGCCAUAUUCGACAGGAACAGAUGGCUUAGCACACAUUUUAAGCCAAAACAAAAGAAUCCUAGACUUCUGCGAAACAGCUCGUCUUGGGAUGAAACAGUAUCUUCCCCAUUACAGCACUUACGAGGCGUGGCGAACUCACUUCGGCCCUCAGUGGAAUGUUUUUGUUAGGAGGAAAUCCACCUACGACCCUUCAGCAAUCUUAGCUCCUGGCCAGCAAAUCUUCCGAAAAGCAAUAGCCUUUUCAUGACAAUGUAGUAAGCCUCGCAGACCACAAAGAGCCCUCAAGGCAUAAAGCAAAAGCCAUAAUGCUUGAAACUGUGCAUACUUUUGUCCUUGAAAAAAAAAA